ACGGCAGCAUUUUGAAGCCAAUACAGUUGACUGUCGCUUAGCUGUAUUGACUAUUUAAGUACUGCAGUUUCCUCAAGAUGAAUAUACAGGUUUUGGUCUCCAUUGUCACCGUAGCUGGAUUAGCUUUGGUUUUGCAAGUAUCUGCAGCUGAUUGGCAGCAACCACAUCAUCAUCAUCAUCACCCAAAACUGGGGUUGAAUAACUCAACAGUGUCUCCAAAUGUGAGCAGCUCACCGAAUGUGCCAACGCUUAAACCAAAUGUUACCAUUUCUCCUAAUUGGACUUCUCCUUGGGAUAAUGUUACAACGAUUUCUCCGAAUUUGACCACACUUGAACCAAAUGUGACUAUUUCUCCCAACUGGACCACUCCUUGGGAUAACGUAACAACAAUUUCUCCCAAUUUGACCACGAUUGAACCAAAUGUGACCAUUUCACCCAACUGGACCACUCCUUGGGCUAAUGUUACGACAAUUUCUCCCAAUUUGACCUCACUUGAACCAAAUGUUACAAUUUCUCCCAACUGGACUACUCCUUGGUCAAACAUCACGACAAUUUCUCCGAAUUUGACCACACUUGAACCAAAUGUGACUAUUUCUCCCAACUGGACCACUCCUUGGGAUAACGUAACAACAAUUUCUCCCAAUUUGACCACGAUUGAACCAAAUGUGACCAUUUCACCCAACUGGACCACUCCUUGGGCUAAUGUUACGACAAUUUCUCCCAAUUUGACCUCACUUGAACCAAAUGUUACAAUUUCUCCCAACUGGACUACUCCUUGGUCAAACAUCACGACAAUUUCUCCGAAUUUGACCACACUUGAACCAAAUGUGACCAUUUCCCCCAACUGGACUACUCCUUGGUCUAAUGUAACGACAAUUUCUCCUAACUUGACAUCGCUUGAACCAAAUGUGACCAUUUCUCCCAACUGGACUACUCCUUGGUCUAAUAUAACGACAAUUUCUCCCAAUUUGACCUCGCUUGAACCAAAUGUGACCAUUUCCCCCAACUGGACUACUCCUUGGUCUAAUGUAACGACAAUUUCUCCUAACUUGACAUCGCUUGAACCAAAUGUGACUAUUUCUCCCAACUGGACUACUCCUUGGUCUAAUAUAACGACAAUUUCUCCCAACUUGACCUCGCUUGAACCAAAUGUGACAAUUUCCCCCAACUGGACUACUCCUUGGUCUAAUCUUACGACAAUUUCUCCUAAUUUAACAAGCACCAGUCGUCCAAAUGGAACGACUGGACCUGCAGACUGGAACACCACAUGGAUAACACCAAACGUUACGGGACUCUAUCCGAACGACACCACGACUCCAUUCUGGAACUAUAUGGAAGAAAGAAGGCGAAUCGUUUCUUCAUACUUUGAAACAGUCAUCAGGAAGUUCUGGAGGAGAGGAGAGAGUGCACCUGUUCAGGUCCAAGAAUUUCAUAACAUUGAAGAAGAAGACGGCCAACAAUAAGAUGAAGCAUGCGAAUUGAAAUAAAUGAGUUAUUUUGA
This is a messenger RNA of Dendroctonus ponderosae (mountain pine beetle), 1501 nucleotides long. Its product is annotated as coagulation factor V-like. The record is from RefSeq and is a predicted model, not a curated record. The transcript has 2 exons. NCBI's taxonomy places the organism in Eukaryota, Metazoa, Arthropoda, Insecta, Coleoptera, Curculionidae. The coding region runs from base 78 to 1463 and encodes 461 amino acids.